AUGGCGACGACGAAGAGGAAGGCGGUGACCGACGAGCGGCCGAACAAGAAGGUCAAGCCUACAGAUGCGAGCGAGAAGCAAGCCAAAGCGACAAAGCCCACGAAGCCAGCAAAGCCGCAAGCAGAGGUCUCUUCCGAACGAAAAGCUGUGCCGAAGUCAGUAUUACAGCAGGAAGAUCGAGCCUUUCCCCGUGGUGGCGGUAGCGUCUUGACACCCAUCGAGCAGAAGCAGAUCAAGGUGCAAGCCGAACGAGAUGUGCUGUUCGAGCAGCAGACGGGCAAGCCAACGGCAGACGAGAACGGUGAUGGAGAGCUUUUCGAUGAAGGCGCCAGCGCAGCGGCAAAGAAGAAGCAAAAGAGGAAGAAGGCCGGCGAUGAGGAUGUCAAGCAGGUCUCCACUCUCAAGGUCCAGGGUCUGAGCUACAAGAACUUGUCUAUUGGAAGUGUCCUGUUGGGAUAUGUCACGGCUGUCACCAGUCGAGACGUGGAGCUGGCGCUUGCGAACAACCUUUCAGGAUAUGUACCAAUAACGGCCGUCUCAGAGAACCUCAAUGCGCGCAUAGAGAGGCUACUGGAGACCGAUGGACAAGCUGAAGAAGAGGACGACGACGAGGACAUUGACAUGAAAGACCUCUUCUACGCUGGACAAUGGCUGCGCGCGACUGUCACGGCUACAACAUCGGCGCCGACAGAGAGCAGCGGGACAAGCAAGCGGCAUAUUGAGCUGUCGGUGGACCCGCGUAAGGUCAAUGGAGGGCUUGAUUCGAGCAGUGUCGUACAAAACAGCUUGAUUCAGGCAUCCGUACGAAGCGUGGAGGACCAUGGACUUGUAAUGGAGCUUGGUCUCUCAAGCCCAAAACUCAGCGGAUUCAUAAGCAAGAAGGACCUGGGUACGGCGUAUGAGCUUGAGGACGUAGAGGAAGGUCAAGUCAUGCUGUGCUUGGUAACUGGCAAGGGCAGCAAUGGCAAUGUGCUCAACCUAAGCCCUGGAGCAGUCCCUCGCUCGGCGAUCGCAGAAGGCAAACAAGCACCUGCUGUGAGCGAAGCACCUACGGUUGAAGGGUUCCAGCCUGGAACGGCAGUCGACGUGCUCGUGACCGACAACAGCCCCGCCGGGGUCGCUGGAAAAGUCAUGGGUAUGCUCGAUGUUACAGCAGAUCUGGCUCACUGUGGUGCGGGCUUAUCUGGGGAUGACAUUAACAAGAAGUACAAGGUCGGCAGCAAAGUCCGAGGACGCAUUAUCUGGGCUCUACCUCAGGACGAUGGCAGCCGUAGGGUCGGUGUUUCGCUGUUGGACCAUGUUCUCACCAUGCCCGCACCUCCAUCAAAGCUGCCAAGUAACGCGAGUGCAAAGCUCAAGGCUCAAUCGACUUCGCUGCAGCAACAUCAUCCGCUUUCCUCCAUCGUUGAAGAUGCCAAGGUGAUCCACGUCACCCCAAAUCGUGGUCUGUACAUGCAGCUCUCUUUUUCCCGGACGAAGGAACCAGCGAAGGCUUUUGCGCACAUAUCGCAGAUAUCCGAUGACCGUAUCGAUACCCUGACGUCUUCCAUUGGCAAAUACAAGGUCGAUUCGACGCACAGCGCUCGCAUCAUCGCUUACAGCCCCAUCGACAACCUCUACCGAGUAGCACUGAAGCCCUCGAUCCUGGAACAACAGUUCCUACGAAUCGAAGAUCUCAAGGUUGGCGAAAAUGUCAAGGGCAAAGUCGAGCGGUUGAUCCUGGGUGCCAAAGGCGUCACGGGCGUGCUUGUGAAGUUGAGUGAUGGGGUGACUGGCCUCGUGCCGGAGAUCCAUUUGAGUGACACUCACCUGGAGCACCCCGAGCGAAAGUUCAAAGAAGGAUUUCCUGUCAAAGCGCGGGUGCUCAGCGUGGAUUUGGAGAAGAGGCAUGUUCGUUUGACACUGAAGAAGUCGCUCGUCAAUGAUGACUCCUCGGCAUCAAUAUGGAAGGAGUAUGCCUCUUUGAAGCCUGGCAUGGAAGGCAAAGGCACUGUCGUCAACAUAUUGCAAGCCGGUGCUGCUGUGCAGUUCUUUGGCAACGUGCGCGCGUGGCUACCUGUCGCUGAAAUGAGCGAGACUUUCAUUGAGCGACCAGAGAAGCACUUGCGCUUGGGGCAGACAGUCAACGUCCGGAUACUGUCGGUCGACCCAGAGGCUCAGCAGAUGAAGGUCUCCUGCAAAGAUCCUGCCGAAUUUGAUGCUGCGCUUGAGGAAGCUUGGGAGAGCACAGCCGGCGGCCAAACCGUUUCAGGCAGAGUCACCGAGAAGAGCCCAGAGUCUGUCACGGUCGAGCUUCCCAGUGGACUCAAAGGCACAAUUCGCGUUGGCCAUCUGAGCGAUUCUGCCACUGCUGAUCCUGAGAAGGCCUUGAAGAAGGUACACAUUGAGAAGACGCUCGCUGAGCUGGUCGUGCUCCACAGACUUGAGCGCAGCCGGCAUGUACUGCUUACUAGGAAGUCCAGUAUGGUCAAGGAAGCGAAGGCGGGCGACUUGAUCACUUCUUUCGCGGAUGCCGUGGUAGGCAAGAAGGUCCAUGGGUUCGUCCGCAACGUCACGCCGGAAGGAGUCUACACAGAAUUUGCCGGUGGUAUAGUUGGCUUGCUGCCGAAGAGCCAACUGGUACCUGAGAUGCUGGGCCAGGCUGCCUUCGGUCUUGUCAAAGAUCAGUCAAUCAAUGUCUGGGUCUCAAACGUUGAUGCUACAAGGGAACGCAUCUCUCUUAGCAUGCGAGAGCCAGCGCCUUCCAUUGAGGAGAACAAAGAACACGUGCCGGCAGCACUCGAGAUUGUUAACCCUGCUGAUCCGACAGUGAGGUCCUUGGUCGACCUCUCACUCGGCAGGAUCACAAAGGCUCGCGUGACUGGCAUUAAGGCAAGCCAGAUCAACGUGCGCUUGGCAGACAAGAUCCAAGGGCGAGUCGACGUCAGCGAAGCUUUCGACUCAUGGGAUGGCAUUCGGAACAAGAAGGCACCGAUCCAAAAGUUCAAGGCAAACGAUAUCAUCGAUGUCAAGAUUCUGGGCGUUCAUGAUGCGAGAAACCAUCGCUUCCUGCCUAUCACGCAUCGACAGAGCGGCGUGCCGGUGUUUGAGCUUUCGGCGAAGAAGAGCCGGAUCCAGAACAGAGACGAGAGUGGACUGACCAUGGAUUCGAUAAAGCAAGGCUCGCAACACAUAGCGUUCGUGAAUAACCAUGGCGACCGUUGCGUGUGGGUCAAUUUGUCACCGAACGUCCGUGGCAGAGUCGCCUUGAUGGACCUCUCAGACGAUGCUGGUCAGCUUCAGAAUUUGGAGAAGAACUUUCCAAUCGGUUGCGCUUUGGAGGUCACUGUCAAGAGCGUGGAUGCUGCAAACAACAAGCUUGACCUUAUAGCGAAAGUGAGAAGCUCUGCUGAAGAGUUGACGCUUGAGACCAUCUCACCUGGCAUGAUCCUCGCUGGACGAAUUACGAGGGUCAACGAGCGGUCCGUGACGGUACAGCUUUCGGACAACCUUGGCGCUCCUGUGCCGCUUGUUGAGAUCGGUGAUGACUACGACGACCUGAAGCUGGCUCAGUACAAUAAGAACGACAUCGUCCGCGUGGGCAUCAUUGACGUUGAUGCACCCAAUAAGCGGCUCUACUUGACCCUACGACCCUCGAAGAUGCUCAGCUCCAGCUUGCCGGUCAAGGAUCCACAAGUCACCAGCUACUCGCAGCUCAAGCCCGGGCAGCUGGUCCGAGGCUUCGUCAAGUAUGUCGCCGAGAAGGGCGUCUACGUCUCGCUCGGCGCGAAGAUCGAUGCUUUGGUUCGCAUCUCCGACCUGAGCGACCAGUACAUCAAGGACUGGAAGAGCAUCGUCGAAGUUGAUCAGCUUGUGCAAGGGAGGCUGCUCUCUGUGGACGCAGAUGCGAAGCACGCACUACUGAGCUUGAAAGCAUCUCACGUAGAUGAGAACUUCAAGCCACCUGUGACGAUGACUGACCUGACGCCAGGCAUGAUCGUAACAGGUAAGGUUCGCAAAGUGGAAGACUUUGGUGCAUUCAUCGAUAUCGAUAACACGCAGCCUAGAUUGUCUGGUCUGUGCCAUAGGAGUGAAGUGGCAGCGAAGCGGGUUGAGGAUGUGCGCAAUCUAUACUCUGCUGGCGAUGUGGUGAAGGCGAAGGUUUUGGCUGUUGAUGUGGAGGCGAGGAAAAUCAGCCUUGGGCUUAAGGCUAGCUACUUUGCUAACGGAGAAGACGAUGUGGAGAUGGAAGAUAAUGAAGACGAUUACAGCGGUGUCGAGGUGGAUGGCAUAGCCUUGCGGGAUGAGAGUGAAGAUGAAGAUGUAGACAUGGAUAUAGAUGGCGGCAUUGAGUUGGAAGAUGUGGAGGAUGCCGAAAGCGGAGAGGAUGCUUCUGAAAGCGACGAGGAGAUGGAUGAGGACGAACCAAAGCCGACUGGUGGUCUUAAGACAAACGGCUUCGACUGGAAUGGAGGCAAUGGUGCCGCAACUGCUGCUGAAGCGGCUUCCGACUCUGAAGCAGAUGCAGCACCCAAGAAGCGCAAGCGCAACAAACCCGAGAUCAAGGUCGACAUGACCGGCGACCUAGACAAGUACGGAUCUCGCAGCGUCAGCGACUUCGAGCGACAGCUACUUGGCCAACCCAACGACUCUGGCCUCUGGAUCCAGUACAUGGCCUUCCAGCUCGAACUCAGCGAAGUACAGCGGGCUCGCGAGAUUGCUGAGCGUGCCUUGCGAACGAUCCACAUCCGCGAGCUGGAUGAGAAAGCCAACGUCUGGAUCGCAUGGAUGAACCUGGAAGUCGAGUACGGCGAUGAGGAACGAGUCGAAGACGUCUUCAAGCAGGCUUGCCAGGUUCAGGAUCCACUCGAGAUGCACCAGAAGCUCGCAUCGAUCUACAUCGACUCCGGCAAGCAUGACAAGGCAGAUGCGGUCUUCGAGAAGAUCGUAGGCAACAAAGCUUUCCGGGCGAGCCAAGAUGUGUGGGUCAACUAUGCGAGCUUCUUGAUGGAUUCGCUGAAGUCUCCGGACAAGGCUCGGUCGCUGCUUGAUCGAGCGCUGCAGUCUAUCUCAUUGCCUAAUGAGCAGCGCUCGCUGACUUCACGCUUCGCGGCUCUAGAGUUCAAGGCGGCAAACGGCAAUGCUGAGCGCGGGCGCACGAUGUUCGAGGCUUUGCUGUCUGAAUGGCCGAAGUGGAGCUCAGGCUGGGAUACGUUCGUCGACCUUGAGCGCUCUAGGCUGUCGCAUGCGACUACUGCAGAGGCCAAGUCGGAUGCGAAAGAGAAGGUCCGAGCAUUGCACGAGCGCAUUGCGUCGCAGAAGAUGAAGAAGCGCAGGGCUCGUUUCGUCUUCAAGCGCUGGAUGCAGUUCGAGGAAGAAGAGGGUACUGCGAAGACUGCGGAGAGAGUGAAGGCGCUGGAGAAAGCGUAUGAGGAGGCGCAGCAGGCGAUGGAUGGGGAGUAG
Molecule: messenger RNA, 5442 nt
Organism: Saxophila tyrrhenica
Lineage: Eukaryota; Fungi; Ascomycota; Dothideomycetes; Mycosphaerellales; Extremaceae
Gene: RRP5
Product: rRNA biogenesis protein rrp5
Exons: 1
Coding region: 1-5442 (1813 amino acids)
Biological process (GO): rRNA processing
Cellular component (GO): nucleolus; small-subunit processome
Molecular function (GO): RNA binding; protein binding
Source: RefSeq, a predicted model, not a curated record